AUCAGCGGCUGAAAUGUUAUAUGGCUUAAUUCAUGCUCGCUACAUCAUUACGAAUCGAGGUUUGCAGGCAAUGUACGAAAAGCUCACCUCAGCAUCUUUUGGAAAGUGCCCCAGGGCUUUUUGUUCAGGACAGCCUGCGUUACCCAUUGGCCGGCACAGAUACAGAACAUGUUUCCAAAAAAAGUUCCUUAUUUCUUUCCUCCUAGGUCGGAUGUGCCAAGGAACUACACGGUGCAGAUUUUUUGCCCCAUGUGCCAUGAUAUCUUCACUCCGCGAUCAUCACGAUCAGCUUCAAUAGAUGGAGCCUACUUUGGAACAACAUUUCCUCAUCUCUUCAUGCUAACAUUCCCUGAAUGUAUUCCUAAAAAGAGCUCGCAGUACUUUGUUGCUUUCAGAGUAAAUGAUAGAACUCCCAAGGGCCUCUUUCACUAAAAGUCCCAGGUCCCUCGUGUAUUUGGAUUUCGGAUACACAAGAGUAGUCCAUACUACGCUGAUUCUGCUCUUUCUUCAUCCCAGGUUAAACGUCGCCAAAAGCCACUACGGAGGGCCAAGUCAAAACCGAUCGUAUUGUGAGUGCUGGUUAGUUUGUAAUUCUUCUUCGCUGGUUCGACUUUCAUGUAAUCACAUCCGUGAGCGCGGUGACUGGAAAUUUAAAUACAAUCCAGGACUCCGGGGUUCAGUGCAAUAAUAGGACGGACCCAUCUGCAGCUUCAUAUUUGUAUGUGCAACUUAAUGAAGUCUUAAUGCACUUAGGUGGCCCCUCUUCCCGCCGCCUAGUGUAAUUUUAUGCUGGCAGGCUCGCGAGUAAGUUGCAUUGGGGUAAUAAUGGCGACCAUGCCUGUUCUCAGUAGCCGCGGCCUAGAUCACGACAGCGUUUUUAAAAGCGGAGAGUUCAGGGUAUUAGAGGCCCGUCAGCUGGCCCGUCACUGCCAGUGUGACGGUUGGAAUUUUUAAUUCCAGCCAUCUAGGCCCUAGGUUUGAAUUUCUUUACGAAACUGAAAGUCAUUAUCUGCUUCAAAACUUUUAGAGCAUUAACCUAUCAAUUAGAUAACUGGAAAAGCAAUUCGUCCAAUCAGCUGCCAGUGCGGCGACUUUUGCCAGUGACUCGGAGGUGAUGACCGGUGAAUUUUGGUACCGUUCGGCACCUUCCGGUCCCCGGGGGGGCGAAAGCAACCUCACUUUGCCAUACAAUAAUGGGGUCUCGCUUCACGCAGGUCCAGUCCGCGUCCUUGGGGCCUCGCAGAAGCUGAGAUCUCGUCAAAUCAUUGAUGAUCGCGUGCUAAGCGGGGCGCGAUCGACCGCCCCGGCCGCCGAUGCUGCCAAAUUCACGCUCACUCACUGGUCAGCGUCGAUAGACUCCCUUCCCUGGUGAGAUACGCCUGGACUUGAUAUAGAUCGCUAAGGUACUGUGACUACAACUUAGGCCUAUGUAUCCCGCUCGCGCGGCAGUAACGCGCGGCAUGGAUUCGCCGAUCCUACCAAGUGGUUCCUCCAACCGGCUCGAUCCUGUGAAAAUUGCUCAUUUCGGUCCUCCUGGAUUGCUCGCAGAUGUUCUCCCUGCUUGCCUCGAGCCGGCAAGAUAUCACUUUAUUGGCACAGCACUUGGCAGUGGCCUAAGGCCCAAAGCGUCAGACUUAUUGGACGCAGACGUUGUUCUGCUCUGGGUUGCGCCCCAGCCUCCCUCGUUGUCUUUGCUAGACGAUAUGCACGCGAUCCUGGUUCUUUUGCGGGAAACAAAACGAUCACGACCGCAGAGAGUAGUAUUGAUAUCUAAUCUUCUGAGUUGGGGAGCAUGUCCGCUUCUCGGUGAAAACUUUCACGCCGGCGACAGCAUCAGGGCAUCGGAGGAUACUUACCUUGAUCGAAGAUGUUGGCCAAGUUGCGAAGGAUUGAUGGCAUUAGAGGCGCAUGUGAUGCGAUUGGAGGGGCCGACACUGCAUGCAUGUGUAAUUGCAGCUGGUGUGACCUAUGGUGCCGGUGAAGAAAGCUUCUUUAAACUUGUUCGUGAUGCCUACAACUUUAAUCUGAUGGUGCUACCAGCGUCAGGUGCGAACGUGAUACCCUCUGUCCAUGUUUGUGUCUUGUGCACCUUCAUUUGCUUUCUCCUUGAUUCAGAUUCACAAUUCUUUCCCAAGCCGUAUCUUAUUGCGUGUGAGCCGCGAUCGGCCACAUUAAAGGAGAUUGCCUUUGCCUUUGUCAGAGAGUGGCAUAGACGCGCUGGACGUGCUGCAGGGGAUGGGGGUUCCACUUUGCUGUCAGGGCAAGUCAGUGAAGGCAAUAGUCGCGCGACUAAUAAUGUAUCGCAACUCGAUUUCUGUCGCCGCUUCAAGGACCCUUCAGAAGGCUGUGAGGUGUGCUUUGCAUAUCCCGCAAGCAUUGUGCUUGCACUGGACUGUGCUGGUCUUCAGAUUGCCGGGGGCAUAUUUGAGCAGGCGAUUGAUACACCAGGGGCCCGCCCCUUCACAUGUGGGCUUGUAAGCAGCAUCGUCGGGGUUGUAGAUGAAUUUAUUGAGGCUCGAGGUCUGACUCCACGUCGCAUCUGGGUUCUACGACAGCCGGGGCGGACACAAGCACAGAGAGCGGUGGCCAAGUUUAUUUCAGAGCAGUUUAAGUUUACUUUAAUUGAUGCAGACAAUAGUUUGAAAUGGGUGCUUGCUCAGUCGCAACAUAGUGCCUCUUCUGGAUCAGACAGUGUCAAUGAGGACAAGGCAGCAUAUACUCUUUUGCCGCAAAGUUCCAUUGACAGUGAAGUCUGGAAGCUUCAGGAGGAGAUCCGUGCCCUUCUACCUGGUCACAAUGCUGACGUUUGUUCAGCUGCAUUACCGCUGAGGCUAGUGUCAAGAUGCAUACGCGUGCGGCUCUUGGAUCCAGUCCUAGUAACGCAUAGCUAUGUCCUCGACGCAUGUCCAGCUUCUCCUCUCAUGUUAAAGUAUAUAUUUAUACCGGAGUGUGAAGUCGACGGCAGCAAAAACAUAUGCUUAAGUCCACUUCUUGCUCCUUCGCAUAUGGUAAUACUCACUGAACCCUCUGUAGUUCCAAAAAAUGCAACACCCGAGCAAAGAGAAUGGAUUUCUUUGCAAGCUUCGGACUGGCGAUUCCAAGGCGACUCAAAAAUGCAUACUCAUCUUUCCAUGAUACCUUCCCUGGUCGACCUGUUUGAUGACACUGUGCAUCCACUAGCUAUCCCACUCGCCGACCUAGCUCUCGAUGUUUCCAACAAUUGGACUUCAUUGGACGAUCUUAGUCCUUGGUGGGUUUCAAAGAACACAAGUGGUUGCUCGAAUAAUUUAACAUUGCCAAAUCCGUCUACACCCUCCUGGCAAAGGGAGAUUAUUAAGCUCCUUCAUUGGGUGCACCCAGUCCCCAAGGCGAUCGCUGCGACUGAUAGGCACAACCGCGCCCUGAAUUUUUUUCGUGUAACCAAGCCUGGAUCAAAGAAAUCAUGCGGUAUCCAAGAAGAGGCUGUAUCUCGACAAUCAUGCACGUUUUUAGCCAAACAAAGUCCGUUUAAUCAGAUUGUCACUGAUGAUAAUGAGAAACUUCUGAUUCAUUCAUCAGGCUUGAGGCACUUCCUACUGUCAGUUAUGGACCACGUCGCCAAGGCAAUGCUGGAGACUAUGCGACCAUCUGGACCCAAGGGGAAGAUUGAAAGCCUGGGUGAUGUGCUAGCCAGGAGGGCCCAGCAUCUAGAGGCGUGCGCCUGUGCGUACGCAUAUCUUCGUUACCGCUCAUCUCUGGGUAAGUUACAUGAAUUCCGACAAUGUGAAGAUGAUGGUGACAGUAGCUAGUUUCCUGACGCGGGAGGUAGCCAAAGAAAAUGGUGUGUGUAUCCGUUUGUCUUGCUGCGCAGGGAAUGGAUGGAGUCUAGGGAUUCCGCACGGAGCAAGAGAAGCGACGUUUUUAUAUAUUGUAUAGAUGUGCACUGGAUAAACGGUAGCGCAGGAGACCACCAGAUGAUUGCGUUCUAGAAGUAAGGGCAGCUAGUGGCUCGUUACUCAGCUGAUAUAGGGGCAAGAUCGUAGCUCCAGGGCCCGACGGGUGUUUUGAAAUCAUCGACAACAUAACAAUUUCAAGGACUCCUGCUGACACGCACAAGAUUAGGCUUUGCCGCGGGCCUGAACAGAGGAAACAACCUUCGAAAAACAACUCGGCGGUGUGAAGGCAGAAAACACUCUGAUUGAGUCGGAUUCGGCGCCACCGUGACAUGUGCCGUGACAUGUGCCACUGCGGGAUAUUACCAUGGGUACUGUUCGUGUUAAUUGGCUACAUCGAGUUUCCGAGGCACCUAAUCAGCUUGAAUUCGGAGCCUAGGAUCCAUCGGCUUCAGAGCUAGCUCAGGACGCCUCGACCACGUCUUGGAGGCACAGCCGGGGUCGAUGAAAUGAGCCUCAGUCCGAAUCCAGCCCGCAAUUUUCCUUCAUCUGGACUUUGACCAUGAGAGCCCAGGACAAUCCAUUGGUUUUCCGUAGGCAGCAACCAUUUCCCAGAUAGACGCCCAAAAGAGUCCGGAAGAACCUAGCAGAGGCAUUCUGAGUUUGUGGAAGUCUGAGGGGUCCGUGGCUACCUUCGGCUUGCCUUUGCAGGCUUCACUUCAAUUUGGCUAUGUACUAUUUUGGCCAUGUUGGAGUUUUGCGAUGACUUCUAUAAAUAAACUACCUUUAGUAUGAUUAAUAAUACAAAAA
Molecule: messenger RNA, 4682 nt
Organism: Pelagomonas calceolata
Lineage: Eukaryota; Pelagophyceae; Pelagomonadales; Pelagomonadaceae
Source: the annotation of a GenBank genome assembly